GUACUGCUGAAAACUAAGCAAACUAAGGUAACAGCCUAGCGAGGGAGUGAAAAGAAAGCCCUCCUGGAAAACUACAGGAAUUCACAGAAAGUAAUACACUUCUCCGAAUUCUUUGCCAGCUGGAGCCCUUGGAGAAAGGGGUGAAAAAAAGCAAGAAAACCAAUCUGGCUGGUACCUCUGUUGGGACUUGUUAGAGCGACAACCUCAGACUGCCUUUAGAUAGGGUAGAAGAACUUUCAGCCGGCCACAGAAAACUCUGUCAAGGCUUGGCCAGGAAGACUAUUCUGGAGGGGAGUGGGAGACUGCAGCCGGCUGCUACGGACAAACUCCCUCCCAGCCCCAGGCACAUUAUAACAGAGCAAAGUCUGGAGAAAGAGAGCAGGAGGGGGGGAGAGCAGGAGGAGCACCACAGGAGCUGAAUUUAGCUGGAAUUCACACUGGAAAUAAUCACUCCGUGUCGUCGGCUGAUUCUGUGCGCUGAGAACAGGAAAGAGAUGGAGGACUGGAUGGCAGCCUUGAAGAGUGUUCAGAACCGGGAACAAUUUGAGUCCACCCAGUAUAGCAUGGACCACUUUUCCGGGAUGCAUAACUGGUACGCCUGCUCGCAUGCCCGCCCCACUUACUGCAACGUAUGCCGUGAGGCCCUCUCCGGAGUUACCUCACACGGACUGUCUUGUGAAGUGUGUAAAUUCAAAGCCCACAAGCGAUGUGCGGUCCGAGCCACCAACAACUGCAAGUGGACUACUCUGGCAUCCAUUGGGAGGGACAUCAUUGAAGAUGAGAAUGGGAUCUCUAUGCCUCACCAGUGGCUGGAAGGCAACCUGCCUGUCAGCGCCAAAUGUACAGUUUGUGACAAGACAUGUGGCAGCGUGCUCCGACUGCAUGACUGGCGUUGUCUCUGGUGCAAAGCAAUGGUGCACACGGUGUGCAAGGACCAGCUGUCGACUAAGUGUCCCUUAGGGCAGUGUAAGGUAUCAGUCAUCCCUCCGACGGCUCUCAACAGCAUUGACUCUGACGGGUUCUGGAAGGCCACAUGCCCUCCAUCCUGCACCAGCCCACUCCUGGUGUUUGUUAACAGUAAGAGUGGAGACAACCAGGGCAUCAAGUUCCUGCGCCGCUUCAAACAGCUUCUUAACCCUGCACAAGUCUUUGACCUCAUGAAUGGGGGGCCACACCUUGGAUUGCGGCUCUUUCAGAAGUUCGACACAUUCCGGAUCCUGGUGUGUGGGGGAGACGGCAGUGUCGGCUGGGUACUCUCCGAGAUCGACACUUUGACACUCCACAAGCAGUGUCAGCUGGGUGUUCUGCCUCUGGGGACAGGAAAUGACCUUGCGCGCGUCCUGGGCUGGGGCUCGGCCUGUGAUGAUGAUGCACAGCUGCCUCAAAUACUGGAGAAGCUUGAGAGGGCUAGCACCAAGAUGCUCGACAGGUGGAGUAUUAUGGUGUACGAGACCAAAUUUCCAUUGCAACGUUCCAGCUCCAUGGUAACGGAGGACUGCAGCGAUGACUCUGAGGUGCAGCAGAUUCUAACCUAUGAGGACUCUGUGGCGGCUCACCUUUCCAAGAUCCUGACUUCAGAUCAGCACUCUGUGGUCAUCUCCUCGGCUAAGGUACUCUGUGAAACCGUAAAGGACUUUGUGGCUCGAGUGGGGAAGGCCUAUGAGAGGAAUACCGAGAACUCAGCCGAGUCAGAAACUAUGGCCAAGAAGUGUGGUGUUCUGAAGGAGAAGCUGGAUUCCCUGUUGAAGACACUCAGCGAGGAGGCACAGGCAACUACUGUAAUGCCUGCCCCCCCUCCGACCAUCGCUGAGGAGCAGGAGGAGGGCGACGGGGUUCUGGUGCCAACGCUGCCUGUACCCACCACCGCACUCCCCUGCUCGCCCAGGCCCCCGGCUGCCAUUUUUAAACCCAGAGAACAGCUGAUGCUGAGAGCCAACAGCCUGAAGAAGGCCAUCAGGCAGAUCAUUGAGCAUACCGAAAAAGCGGUUGAUGAGCAGAAUGCCCAGACUCAAGAGGUUUUUGCUCUCCGGGCGGCAGCAGAAGAGGAAGAUGACCAGGAUAAGCUGUCUCUGGAUUUGUCCUACAGCGGGAGCGCGUGUAACAACAUCAAGAGCCAUCCGGUCCACAGAGUCUCCAAGACUCCUUGUGAGAAGCUCAUCAGCAAGGGAAGCCUGUUUGUGGGCAGCUCCGCAUCACUUCCUGCCCAGACAGGAAGUCGAGAGAACAUGCCGAUGCUCAACACAAAGAUUCUCUACCCAAGUCUCAGGGCAGGCAUAUCUGGUUCCCUCUCUAGCAGUUCGGUUAUCAGCAGAUUGCUAGUCAACGCUGACACCUUCAGCUGUGACCCAGAGACGUUUGACUGCUACACCGAAAAAUGUGUGAUGAACAACUACUUUGGCAUUGGCCUGGAUGCAAAAAUCUCUCUGGACUUCAACAAUAAGCGGGAUGAGCAUCCAGAAAAGUGCAGGAGUCGCACAAAGAACAUGAUGUGGUAUGGGGUUCUGGGCACCAAGGAGCUGCUGCAUCGCACCUACAAGAACCUGGAGCAGAAGGUGCUGCUGGAAUGCGACGGGAGGCCAAUCCCCCUACCCAGCCUUCAGGGUAUAGCAGUCCUAAACAUCCCAAGCUAUGCCGGUGGAACCAACUUCUGGGGCGGAACUAAAGAGGAUGAUACUUUCACUGCACCGUCCUUUGACGAUAAGAUCCUGGAGGUGGUGGCUGUGUUUGGCAGCAUUCAGAUGGCUGUGUCUAGAGUUAUCAACUUGCAGCACCAUCGCAUUGCACAGUGUCGUACAGUUAAGAUCACCAUCCUAGGGGACGAGGGUGUGCCGGUGCAAGUGGAUGGAGAGGCUUGGGUUCAGCCCCCUGGAUACAUCAAUAUCAUUCAUAAGAACCGCACCCAAACGCUCACCAGAGACAGAGCCUUUGAGAGCACACUGAAGUCAUGGGAAGAUAAGCAGAGGUGCGAGUUCCCCCGUCCACAGCCCCAGAAUGCCUUGCAACCGGAAAUCGUGUCUGAGGAAGAGGCCUCCCAGAUCAACCUAUUUGGCCAGGCAGCCGGAGCUCUCAUCCACAGUAUUCGAGAGAUAGCCCAGUCUCACCACAGUAUGGAGCAGGAGCUGGCCCAUGCAGUCAACGCUAGCUCAAAAGCAAUGGAUGUGGUCUACGCCAACUCUAAGAGCACAGGGGGUCUUAACUGCAGUGUCGUCGUUCAGAUGGUCAGCAAUGUCAAGGUCCUUCACAGUGAGACUGAGCUGUUACUGGCAGGCAAGAUGUGCCUGCAGUUGGACCCCCCUCAGAAGGAGCAGUUGACUGGAGCCUUGGGCGCUGUGGCCCAGCAGCUACGCAGACUGGUGGAUAUACCCUGGCUGUGUCAGCUGAUUGAACCUGGAGAUGAUGAGGGAAACCUGACAGAUUUCUCCAAGCGCAGCCGCAGUGCCAAAUUUCGUCUUGUCCCCAAAUUCAAGAAGGACAAAAACAACAAGAACAAGGAGGCAGGUGCGACUCUAACACUGCCAGUGUACCAGUGGGGUACAGAGGAGGUGGCCGCCUGGCUGGAGGUCAUCUGUCUCACAGAGUACAAGGAGAUCUUUAUCAGGCAUGACGUGCGCGGCGCCGAGCUGCUGCACUUGGAGAGGAGGGACCUAAAGGACUUGGGGGUGACGAAGGUUGGCCACAUGAAGCGUAUCCUGCACGGUAUCAGAGAGUUGAGUCGGAGCAACAGCACUGCCAGCGAGGCCUAGUCUCUGUCCUGUAUAUCUGUAUGUGUUGCGUCAGACCUUCCACCCAAAAUGACUGUAACCAGCCAUGCUGUAUCCACACUUCCCAAGCCUGACCAAACAUUGAUCCUCUUGAACCCAACGACAGCCAAUAACUCAUUUAUACCCUUAAAAUCUGACUUGAGUCAGCCAAUCAAAUGUACUGCUUUGCCUUUCUUUACAACCAAUAUGAACAGCGUCAGUCAACCAAAUUAAGUACAAACCUGGGUGGCUCAAAAAAUAAAAUCGUCUUUGGGGAAGAGUGUUCAAUGAGGUAAGCUGAGAAAGGAAAGUCAGGACAGAUUGCAGAUUGCUGAAUACUACGAAAAAAACAACCAGAACAACUAAACUACCCAAAAUGCCUUAUCAACUAACCAGCAUCAGAAUCCAGCAGCUGGUCCUAAAUUACUGGACCAAAAUGUUACAUCUUCAUACAUUUCAGACACGUUACAUCCAAAUCAAAGAAGCUAUAGAAGCAUAUCAAAAGGCCUGCUAUUCUUUACAGAGGGCAAUACCUUUGUCCAGAGGUUGACCUCAAUUGGUAAUGAGCUGCAUUGGAGGACACUAGGAGUCUUUUGGGAUGUAGAGUUGGCUCCAUAGAUUAUAUUUUCAUGGUUUCCACUGUGAUUCCAUGGUUUCCACUGUGAUUAUGGAUAGAUUAUGAAUAGACUGAGUUUUUGUAUUGAAUUUUGUGUAUACAUACUGGAUAUGUUUUCUCAGAGUUUAAACUAGUAUGUUUGUGAACCUGACGUGGGAUGCCAGGGAAUUCGCUCCCUAAAGAACACAGGGUGAGUUCUGAUGUACCAAGGUUAGCUGCAAAAAUCAACCUAUCAAUACAUCUAUCAGUCAUGUGAAUUGAACCAUUAACCCCUAGCAUUUCCAGGUGUGUGUAGAAUGUUUAGUUCCCUUUAAGUCUUUCUUCAUUCCUGUUUUUUUAUAUAACAGCUAUUGAAUGUGAGGUACAAAGCCAGAUAGAUAAGCACGGUCCCUGCUUUGUCACCAAACGUCCUAUAUUAGAGCAUGAAGCACUCAUGAUGGUUGUGUUCAAGAGUAGGGAUUACUGUACCACAAACCUCUGUUUUUAGAGAUUCAGGUUGUAUAUCUCAACAUCAAAGCAUUUCCCACUUACUGAAUAUGACUCCAUAUGAUGUGUUGUAGGGAAAAGCCGAACUCAACAAUGCCUUGCAUAAUCUAGUAGCUGGCACGGGGUGUGUGGAGAACAACUAUGCACUCUGGUGUCAAGUAGAUUUACUGUAGACAUGUCAUAUUGUCAAAGAAAAGAACAAUGCCUUUAUAUUAUUCAUCCUGGAGAAUGUAGGAUGUACCGGACCCAGAUUAAGUUAUAGAUUACAAAAGCACGCUCAAUGGAGAAUCUACCUCGAAAGUGCUUAUUCUUAUAGGAGUGAACUUAAUCUGGGGCCAGGAAACCAGCCUAUAACAUUUUUCCUGUCCCUUUUUUGUUUAGAAUUUAAAAUGUACUGUACUCCCUAGGCAGAUCUGAUAGGAUUGGAUGAGUCCACUGGCAAAAUAGGUGAAAUUGUCGCCAAUUAUGUCAUCCUUUUUGAUCUGAAGACGUGACCUAGGAUUUUAUUUCCUGAUCAAGUUUCUUUCGGGCAAACCUAGGUCUUUCCCUCUCAGUCAAGUGUAGAUUUCUUACAGUUUACAUUCUCUCUUGCCUCACAGGGGUGUGAACGUUCUCUUUAUAGUCAUAUAAUUUCCCUGCUCAGAACGUUUAGCUUUACCCCUUUUUUCUAUACUUGUCCUCAUUUGAGAACCUUGGUGGGCUGUCUCUUGCCCAUUCCAGUAUUUAUUAAUUUAUACAUUAGACGAUAUUGUAUGGUAUGCCUCUCUUUUCCAUGUACAUAAGCUCCAUCCCUGGGCUGUAAAUAUGUCCGUCUUGUACAGUGAAAUACCACCAUCCUGUAAUAAACAAAUGUCUAUA
Esox lucius (northern pike) is the source of this 5700-nucleotide messenger RNA. Its product is annotated as diacylglycerol kinase delta. Gene Ontology annotation, biological process: diacylglycerol metabolic process; intracellular signal transduction; lipid phosphorylation. Bases 495 to 3743 code for a protein of 1082 amino acids. The transcript is spliced from 28 exons. Lineage: Eukaryota; Metazoa; Chordata; Actinopteri; Esociformes; Esocidae. Gene Ontology annotation, molecular function: protein heterodimerization activity; ATP-dependent diacylglycerol kinase activity; protein homodimerization activity. The record is from RefSeq and is a predicted model, not a curated record.